Molecule: messenger RNA, 2618 nt
Organism: Girardinichthys multiradiatus
Lineage: Eukaryota; Metazoa; Chordata; Actinopteri; Cyprinodontiformes; Goodeidae
Gene: bmp8a
Product: bone morphogenetic protein 8a
Exons: 7
Coding region: 647-1960 (437 amino acids)
Biological process (GO): SMAD protein signal transduction
Cellular component (GO): extracellular region
Molecular function (GO): growth factor activity; cytokine activity
Source: RefSeq, a predicted model, not a curated record
UGGAAACUCCCUCCUGCUUGUGAACAGCUGCUCGGGAUUCAUUCAGCGCUCCAACGAGAGGGCAGGGAGACAUCUCAUCUCUGCUAGGAAAUGAGAACAAAUCUGGAUUAGGAGAGAGAUCUGGACUCUUAAAGCCAAGUGGACUGGACUCCCUGAGCGGACGGUGGAUAAAAACUCUCCUAAGGGCACCUGCUAUGUCACUGCAGAUUUGAACUCCUUUAUCUUAUCCUGGAUCCAAAGAAGAACACUCAAACCUAAUGACAAAGCUCCCAAAUUCUUCUCCAGCACCCUCUCAUCACUGAAAUUGCUUUCCAUCCUUCACGUUUACAGCUUCAAAGCCUCCAGCAAUCUUCCAAAGGGGCAUUUUUUUGUCUAUGUUCAAAACACAGCUCGAAUAGCUUAUAAUUAUGCUGACUCUCAUCAUCUCUGUUUCUGCUGCUGCGUGACAGAGAGCUGAGGGAGAGGUGGAUUUUCUUUCUGAUUUAAGAUUAGAGAAGGUGGAAGACAAGAGGUAAACAGAGCCAGCGUUCAUCUAAACACUUCAGGGAUAAGUCUAGGCUGUAUUUGUCUGCGGUGGCUGAACUGCAGCAGGCAUCUUACACUGGAGUGGGACCACUCGGAGCAGACAAGAAGAAGAACCAAGCUCAUGGCCUCGGACAUCUCCAGAAGCAUGAGCCUGUAUCAGAUCUUCCAGCUGCACAGCAGAUCCACGUUCAUCCUGCUGCUGCUGCUCCUGCUCUCCAUCUCGCUGUGGACCCAACAAGCCGAGGCCGUGGUCCAUUCCAGCUUCCGCCGGCUCAGCGGGCGCGAAAAGAAGGAGAUGCAGAAGGAGAUUCUGAACAUCCUGGGCCUGCCGGACCGACCCAGACCCCAUCCACCACUGAGACCACCUUCCUCUGCGCCGCUCUUCAUGCUGGACCUGUACCAUGCCAUGUCUGUGGACGACGAAGAGGAAAUGGUUAUGAACGGACCCGGCCUGGGGAGGUACGGAGCUGCUGCGCAGGUCAACUACGCAGCUCUGCCAACCCUCAGCACACACACCCCACUGCUGGGAACUGUGGUCAGCGAGGCCGACACGGUGAUGAGCUUUGUGAACCUGGUGGAGCAGGAACGCAACCUCCUGCAGCCUCGUCCGUACUGGAAGGAGUUUCGUUUUGACCUCACCCCGCUCCCCCAGGGCGAGACGGUGACGGCUGCAGAGUUUCGGAUCUACAAGACGAUGACGGUCGGCCAGAGAGCAAAUCGAACAUUGCACAUCUCUGUUUAUGAGAUCAAACGAGAAAACAGGAACAGAGAGCCAGAGCUGGUACUGCUGGACAUGCAGUCGGUUCCUGCAGGACAGGAGGGCUGGCUGGCAUUUGAUGUCACCUCAGCCUCCAACCACUGGCUCCUCCAGCCUCGCAGCAACCUGGGCAUACGUCUCUACGUAGAAACCGAGGAUGACCGAUCUCUGUCUGCGGGCUGGAUUGGGUUGGUGGGUCGCAGAGGCCCUCGUUCGAAACAGCCCUUCAUGGUGACCUUCUUCAGACAGAGCCAGAUCCCCUGUCGGCCACCGCGAGCCGUCAGGCCCCAUCCCAGAAGGAAGAAACCCAAAUACGACCUCCCAAUCCCCACCAUCCACGGUCGGUCUCUUGCGAGUAAAGGUCAGCUCUGCAAGAAACAUGAGCUUUAUGUCAGCUUCAGUGAUCUGGGUUGGAAGGACUGGGUUUUGGCUCCGACUGGAUACUCUGCGUACUACUGUGAUGGUGAGUGCAUUCAUCCAAUGGGCGCCUGCAUGAAUGCCACGAACCACGCAAUCAUCCAGCAGGUGGUCCACCUCAUGAAGCCCAAUGAGGUCCCUUCAGCCUGCUGUGCCCCCACAAAGCUCAGCUCCAUUUCCGUCCUUUUCUACGAUGACAACAACAACGUGAUCCUUAAGAAGCAUCGCAACAUGGUGGUCAAGACCUGCGGAUGUCUAUGAGAGGAGGUGGAUGUGGUUCCACCAGUUUAAAUCACAAAUAAGGCAGGUCGGUUGUGCUUUAAAUGCUGCUUUAGGACCACAUUUUGAUUCAGAUGCUUUGAACAGCUUAUAGUUUAUUGCUUUCAUAUAGAUUUAUCACAGACAUUCAGCCUCAUAUCUAUUUAAAACAGAUUUAGUUUUCUACAGAAGGCAUGUUAUCACUGUAAAAAAAGACAUUUUCUGUACAGAAACAACUUGCAAGGGUUCAGUGUGCCAACAUCAAGCAUUUAAAGGAGUGUUGGUAUUUUUGUCGCACCAGUUAUGUGUGUAAAAGGUGACCAGGAAGUGUUAAACAGUCGUUGGGUUUCCAGAUCACAUAGACUAGAUGCCACAUUGGCACCAUUUAAAUGAUUAUAGUCCUGAUGCUGCUAGAAUAUUAAUAUUCUGUCCAGCAUGUUCAAACUUUAACCAAUGGGCUUCAGUUCUGAAGAAGGCAAAUGAUACUUCGACCAGUUUGAUGCCUCAUUUCUUGUAAAACUGUAAUAGAAUAUUUAGAAAGUGUAUCUAUUAAACUGUAAGAGAAAAUACAUUAAUUCAAUGGUAAAGUUUUAUGUAUAGAAAGUCUUAAAGGAAGUCAAAUUAAAUUGAUUGUUUUAUUAAAAAAAGUACAGUGAAAACA